ACUGGAUCCCCCCUUGUUCCCCGGGCCGCCGCCACGACCACCACGACCACCGCGACGUCUGUCCCUCGCGCGCCAUCCUCAAUUACGUUGCCCUUGACUGCAAUCUUCCUCGACCUCGACGUCUGCACCGUCCUCCCGCCGGCGCAUCGCAGUUUCUUCAGUCGACGAUUGAGAUAGCGAGUCGCACCGCCUGUUGGCAUGUGCUAAUCGCGUGGCCCUCGCAGCCGCAUCCGGCGUCGGUGCACUCACAAUCGCAGGCACCACGACAUUUCACUUCCGACCGUGUUCGAGACCCUGGGUUUGGCCAAGUCGUUCCUCCAAAGCGCCACCGACCGACACCGCCUAGAUGUUGGGCACCGGACCCUUCUCUCGGCGGCCGUCGGGUCUGGUUCGUUACGUCGCCGUCGCCGUGUUCCUGCUCGUCGCCCUAUACUUUUUCAGCAGCUCCAGGGAUCCAUACGCAUCACCCGGCGCGUCUCUCAAGCGUCCCGUCAACCCCACGAGCCCACAGCCCGGCGAGAAGCUCAAGCCCAACGACAAACCGGGCCCCGACACGAGCAACCCCGAGCCUCAACCGCUCGACAAGCCCAGACCAGACACGGACAAGCCAGCGACGCAGCACAUUGAUAAACCCAAACCCAACCCCGACACGAGCAAGCAAGAAAAGCCCGACGCAAAGAAGCCGGACACCCAAAAGCCUGGCGACAAACCCAAGACAGCACCACCCGUCAGCGAGCCGGGAAGAAAAAAGCACCCCAUCGACAAGCUCAUAUAUGAUGCUCAGCAUCACUUUGCCGAGCUCACCUCCAAGGAAUCCAAAACGGUCGAGCAGGCCGCCCAGGCGUACCGCAAGCAGCGCGGCCGCCACCCGCCGCCUGGCUUCGACAAGUGGUUCGAGUUUGCCCGUUCCCGCAACGCCCUCAUCAUUGAGGACUUUUUCGAUCAGAUCCACCACGACAUUGAACCCUUCUGGGGUCUUGACCCAACGCUGAUGCGCCGUGAAGCCAGCCAGUUCGAGAUGACCAUCAACGUGCGUAAAGGCAAUGCCACGGCUGGAUCCGAUUGGUUUUGGACCAAGAUCUGGCUCGACAUGAUCCAGGAGAUCGCGCCUAUGCUCCCCGACAUGGAUCUUGCCCUCAACGCCAUGGACGAGCCGCGCCUCGUCGUCCCCUGGGAGGACAUGCAGGGAUACAUGAAAAAGGCCGCCAGGACGGCUAAGCUGCCCAAGGCUAAUACGGUCGUGUCCGAUUUUCAGAAGCUGCCGCAACCGCGCAAGGGUGGGCUGGCUGGCGAAAUCCAGCCGAAGUCAUGGGAGGAGACGAAACCAUACUGGCCGCUCGUACGCCGCGGUUGCUCCCCUACCAGCGCGGCCCGCACAGCGGCCCUGAAGAAGUCAUUUGCCGACCCGCCGUCCAUCAGCACCAAGAACGCCGAGCCGCACCUCUACAAGGGUUACGUUUUCAAUUACACGUUGUCCAAUGAUCUCUGCCAUCAGCCCGACCUACAGGGACUCGAGGGCAUUCUCAUCGCACCCCUGUCGACAAAGUCGACCAAGACCAUGUUUCCCAUGUUUGGAGGCUCCAAGCUGACCGUCAACAACGAGAUCCUCCUGCCCGCGCCGAUGUACUGGAGCGAAGAGGAACGGUUCACAGGCGGCGACGAGCGCGGUGUCGAGUGGCGUGAGAAGAGUAGCAAGGCCAUCUGGCGCGGCGUCGCCACCGGAGGGCUCAACGCCGCAGACAACUGGCGCGGCUUCCAGCGGCACCGCUUCGUUGCCAUGGGUAAUGGCACCAAGGUCGCCCUCGUUGAGGCGGGAGAGAAGCCUGAGAACUUUGCGCUUGCCGAGGAGCAAUACAGCGUGAGAGCGCAGCGCGACGGCAAACUGGGCAAGUGGGUGGAUGAGUGGUCCGACGUGGGCUUCAUCGACCUGAGCUGCGACCCGCCUCAGGACGGCCUCUGCAACUACACCGAUUUCUACUUCCACCCCAUCAAGGGCGUCAAGAUGGCCGAUCAGUUUAGCUUCAAGUACCUCCCAGACAUCGACGGCAACUCGUUUUCCGGGCGCUACCUGGGCUUCCUGCGGUCGACGUCAUUGCCCAUCAAGUCGACCAUCUGGCGCGAGUGGCAUGACAGCCGCCUGGUGCCAUGGAAGCACUUUGUGCCCAUGGACAACCGCUUCAGCGACUACUUCGGCAUCAUGGAGUACUUCCUGGGGUACGAGGGACGCGACGGGCACGACCACGCGGCGGAGAAAAUCGCCACUGAGGGCAAGGAGUGGGCCGACCAGGUGCUGCGUAGGGAGGACAUGCUCGUUUACGUGCUGCGGCUGCUGCUCGAAUACGCCCGCGUCGUCGACGAGCGCCGGGAGACGAUGGGCUGGGUCGACGACGUGCUGCGAAAUCCCUCGUUGGAGAGUACGUGGAAGACCUGGUGGCGAUUUGGCGGAAGCUAGCCGACGACUCUGCGGGUGUUCCACACUCGAUUGGAUAGGGGUGGGAAGGCGUUGUGGUGUGUUUUUAUUAUCACGAGGCGCUUUGUAUCAUGCUUCCUUCUUGUCUAUUCUAGAGAGCUAUCCGUGGCAACAGGCGGAUGUGUAUAGAAGACGAUUAGUACUUGCAGGACUGAGAGUCCCCAUCUGCAAGGUAGCCGAAGCGAAAUGCCGCUUUGUAAAUGAGCAAUUUCGCUG
Purpureocillium takamizusanense is the source of this 2686-nucleotide messenger RNA. RefSeq lists its product as uncharacterized. The record is from RefSeq and is a predicted model, not a curated record. NCBI's taxonomy places the organism in Eukaryota, Fungi, Ascomycota, Sordariomycetes, Hypocreales, Ophiocordycipitaceae. The transcript has 2 exons. The coding region runs from base 347 to 2452 and encodes 701 amino acids.